Molecule: messenger RNA, 237 nt
Organism: Miscanthus lutarioriparius
Lineage: Eukaryota; Viridiplantae; Streptophyta; Magnoliopsida; Poales; Poaceae
Source: the annotation of a GenBank genome assembly
AUGGAAUUCUGCCCGGUGUGUGGGAUGCUGCUGCAGAUCGAUCCGGGCACCGGAAGCCACCGCCUGCGCCUCUUCUGCCCCGUCUGCCCCUACGUCUGCCCCAUCCAGAACAAGAUCGUGAAGAAGGCGAGGUUGGUCAAGAAGGAGGUGGAGCCCAUCUUCAGCACGGCGGACGAGAUGAAGUCGGCCCCUAAGACCGCAGAUCCAGGGAAACUGGAUAGAGGGUUUGCUCAGUGA